CCUUUUCUCCUCUCGUCAUUAAUAACGAUGUCUGCAGCUAUAAGACCCCAGAUCAAUAUUUACUCUGAGUCAGGAGAUAGUACUAUUGGAAAGCAUGUACUUCCAGCUGUUUUUAAAGCUCCAAUUCGUCCUGAUAUUGUGAGGGUUGUUCAUACAAACAUCUCAAAGAGUAAUCGUCAGCCUUAUGCGGUUUCUUCAAAAGCUGGACAUCAAACUUCAGCUGAAUCUUGGGGUACUGGUCGUGCAGUUGCCCGUAUUCCUCGUGUGUCUGGGGGCGGUACUCACCGUGCUGGACAGGGUGCUUUUGGUAAUAUGUGUCGAGGUGGUCGUAUGUUUGCACCUACCAAAAUUUGGCGUAAAUGGCAUGUUAAAACUAAUUUGAAUCAAAAAAGAUUUGCCACAGCAUCAGCUUUAGCAGCAUCAUCAAUUCCAUCGCUCGUAUUAGCAAGAGGACAUCGUAUUGAAGAAAUUCAGGAAGUACCGCUUGUAAUUGGUAGUGGCAUUGAGUCUUUAACUAAAACUAAAGCAGCAGUGGCACUUCUUAAAACUGUUCAUGCUUAUAGAGAUGUAGUAAAGGUUUCAAAUUCUCGUAAAUUAAGAGCUGGUAAAGGCAAAUUGCGUAAUCGUAGACAUCGUCAACGUAGAGGUCCACUUAUUGUUUAUAAUGAAGAUAAUGGCGUCGUUAAAGCUUUUCGUAAUAUUCCUGGUGUUGAAUUAGUUAAUGUUAGAAGAUUAAAUUUAUUACAGUUAGCUCCUGGUGGCCACGUUGGUAGAUUUAUUAUUUGGUCUCAGGGUGCUUUUGCUUUAUUGGAUAGUUUGUUUGGAACUUAUAGGAAAUCCGCUGCUCUUAAAAGAGAUUAUCAUCUUCCAUCACACAUUAUUACCAAUUCAGAUGUUACCAGUAUUAUCAAUUCUAAAGAAAUUCAAUCGGUUCUUCGACCUGCCGGCGAAAAACAUGAAAAACGCCCAUUUACUCAAAAGAAGAAUCCCUUGCGUAAUAAUGGUGUUAAGAUUCGUCUUAACCCUUAUGCUAAAAUAUUACAAAGAGCUGAAAUUAUUGCAGCUGAAAAACGUAAGGCUGGUAAAAUUAUAAAGAAGAAGCGUCAAUUUAAAGAAUCUACUAGGACUUCCGUUAGAACUCUUAAAAUUUUGACUGAUAAAUAAUAUAUAGUGAUAUUUUAUUCUGUAGUUAUAUUUUAGUCAGUUUUUUUUACUAAAAGCAUUAAAAGCAAGAUUGAUUUAUAAAUUGAUUUCAACUUUUUAUUAAAAAAAAACCUAACUUAAAUUCAAAAAUAUUGAUUAUAAUACCG
Molecule: messenger RNA, 1310 nt
Organism: Rhizophagus irregularis DAOM 181602=DAOM 197198
Lineage: Eukaryota; Fungi; Glomeromycota; Glomeromycetes; Glomerales; Glomeraceae
Product: 60S ribosomal protein uL4
Biological process (GO): translation
Cellular component (GO): cytosolic large ribosomal subunit; ribosome
Molecular function (GO): RNA binding; structural constituent of ribosome
Source: RefSeq, a predicted model, not a curated record